Messenger RNA from Choloepus didactylus (southern two-toed sloth), 1606 nucleotides. RefSeq names its product HLA class I histocompatibility antigen, A alpha chain-like. The record is from RefSeq and is a predicted model, not a curated record. Gene Ontology annotation, molecular function: peptide antigen binding; signaling receptor binding. Gene Ontology annotation, biological process: antigen processing and presentation of endogenous peptide antigen via MHC class I via ER pathway, TAP-independent; immune response; antigen processing and presentation of endogenous peptide antigen via MHC class Ib. Bases 87 to 1172 code for a protein of 361 amino acids. NCBI's taxonomy places the organism in Eukaryota, Metazoa, Chordata, Mammalia, Pilosa, Megalonychidae. Gene Ontology annotation, cellular component: external side of plasma membrane. The transcript has 8 exons.
CAAUCAGCGUCCCCGCGGCUCCCGGUUCUAAAGUCCCCACGGACCCGCCCGGACUCGGAUUCUCCCCAGACCCGGGGAUCCCGGCCAUGGCGCCGCGAACUCUCCUCCUGCUGCUCUCGGGGGCCCUGGCCCUGACCCAGACCCGGGCGGGCUCCCACUCCCUGAGGUAUUUCAGCACCGCCGUGUCCCGGCCCGACCGCGGGGAUUCCCGCUACAUUGAAGUCGGCUACGUGGACGACACGCAGUUCGUGCGCUUCGAUAGCGACGCCCCGAAUCCGAGGAUGGAGCCGCGGGCGCCGUGGGUGGAGCAGGAGGGGCCGGAGUAUUGGGAGGAGCAGACGCGGAACUCCAAGGGCAGCGCACAGAAUGACCGAGGGAACCUGCGGACCCUGCGCGGCUACUACAACCAGAGCGAGGCCGGGUCUCACACUCUCCAGUGGCUGCGUGGCUGCGACGUGGGGCCGGACGGGCGCCUCCUCCGCGGGUAUCAACAGGUCGCCUACGACGGCGCCGAUUACAUCGCCCUGAAUGAGGACCUGCGCUCCUGGACGGCGGCGGACAUGGCGGCUCAGAUCACCCGGCGCAAGUGGGAGGCGGCCGGGACUGCUAAGCACCAAAGGGCCUACCUGGAGGGCAGGUGCAUGGAGUCUCUCCAAGGAUACCUGGAGAACGGGAAGGAGACGCUGCAGCGCACAGACCCCCCAAAAACAUACAUGACCCACCACCCCAUCUCUGACCAUGAGGUCACGCUGAGGUGCUGGGCCCUGGGCUUCUACCCGGCGGAGAUCACGCUGACCUGGCAGCGGGACGGAGAGGACCAGACCCAGGACACGGAGUUUGUGGAGACCAGGCCUGCGGGGGACGGAACCUUCCAGAAGUGGGCAGCUGUGGUGGUGCCCUCUGGAGAGGAGCAGAGAUACACGUGCCAUGUGCAGCACGAGGGGCUGUCUGAGCCCCUCACCCUGAGAUGGGAGUCACCUUCCCAGCCCAGCAUCCCCAUCGUGGGAAUCGUGGCUGGCCUGGUUCUCCUUGGAGCUGUAGUGCCUGUGGUGGCUGGAGUUCUGAUCUGGAGGAAGAAGCGCUCAGGUGGAAAAGGAGGGAGCUAUGCUCAGGCUGCUUGCAGCGACAGUACCCAGGGCUCAGAUGUGUCUCUCACGGCUUCUAAAGUGUGAAAAAGCUGUCUUUUGUGGGACUGAGUGAUACAGGAUUUCAUCACGCCCACACUUGUGACUUCAAGAUCUCCUGACUUCUCUUUCUGCUACUGGUGUCUGCAUUUGUCUGCAUUCUUGUGCAUUUAAUGUGAGAAUGUGGGGAGAUUCGCCCACGCCCUCCUCCUCAAGACCCCCUCCCCACACUGACCUGUGCUCCCUUCCCCAGACCAACCUUCCUGAUCCGGCAGAGGUGGGGCUGAGACAUCUCCACCCCUGUCUUAUCUUCUUGUUGCACUGAGCUGCACCUUCUCACCACCCUGUGAAAAUAGUAAUCUAGAUAUGAAUUGAUUUUUUCAAAUUCUUGCCUUGAGGUGGGGUUGAAGGGUUAAUUAUAGAAGAGAAAGAUUCUUAAGAUAUGAGAGGAAAUAAAUAGAAGACUUGAGAACCUUCCGGAA